Zootermopsis nevadensis is the source of this 506-nucleotide messenger RNA. Lineage: Eukaryota; Metazoa; Arthropoda; Insecta; Blattodea; Termopsidae. The record is from RefSeq and is a predicted model, not a curated record.
GCGAUAUUUGAAUACUAGUGAUGACAAGGCACUCUACUGAGCAUCAACUUACAACUGAAAUGUCUGAUGGAAAAGUGAACACGCAUCAAUCUCCUAAUGCAAUUUUUGCAGCUAUUGAAGCAAGAUGUGGAUUGAAAAGAAACAGACAUCCAAAACAGCUAACCAAAACUAAAACACUUAAAUCAAAGGACAGUGAUUCAGCAACUUCAAACACAAACAAAAAGGCUAGUUCUCAAACACCUAUGCAGGAGAGAAACUGCAAAAGCAAAUCAAAAAUUAAGAAGGAAAAAUUAAAAUCACAAACCUGCAAAAAUUUCUCCUUUAGUCUAUCACAGCCUGUGCAUUCGGCAAACCCUACAUCAAACAAACAUGUGCUACGAAACUGGCAACCACCUCUCAAGAUACUUCGUUAUGAUGACAAAGAAAAUACAGCUGAAAACUCUAGCCAUGAAGACAUAAUAUCUUCCGUAGACAAAGUGUGUAGUGAGGAAAAAAGCACAAACUGA